ACAGGUAGAUGAGCCGGCUCCAGUGGGGAAUUAUGAUCAGUGUAAGAGGGAAGAAGAGAAACAUUUGUUGACUUUAUGUGAGCGUCUACAGUCUCUAGCUCUUCAGCUGCAGCCUCAUGAUGAAAUGGCCGGCUCAUCUCAGACAGAACAGGAGAGCGAGGAGGAAAAUACUGAUGAACAAGAUGAGAACUCUGAGGAUGAAGAUGCUGACGAAGAAGAACAGGAUGAUAACAUGAAAGUCGUACACACGCAUUAAACUGUGUUUAGAUAAUUAAUGGAAGAAUUACAUCUGUAAAUGUAUUUUAACCGUGCGUCUUCAGAUGGCUUCUCUGCAGGAUAGUGAGAGAGAGAAUGAGGAUGAGCGGGAGAGUGAAGAAGAAGAAGUCUGACAUAAAGUCCAAGUGAUAUUUCCUCUCUCUCCACUAGAUAGCAGCAUUGUUUUCACAUUUUGUUGUUUUGUGCAUGUCUGUGCUUUUAUAUUAAUGAAAAAGCAGUGAAUAUAGCUCACAAUUUCAGUCAUUUCUGAAACUGAAAUAAAUUAAACAGUGUAAGUUAAUAUGCAGCCUUUGUUAAAGAAAAUGAUUUAAUACUGUCUCUUUUUCAACUAGCAAAACAUCUAAAUUGGAACACAGUGCGGAAGGCUUUUGCUGAGAUAGAUGCUACUGAUGUGCUUUCAGAAAUGGGUGCCAUCCCACCAGGCUUCAGACCCUCCACUCUCUCCAGACUCCUAGAGGAAGCAGGGAGAUCUUAUAGAGCAAGUCACUUCAUUCAGCCCAAGCUUAGCCAAUCACAACUCUCCUUUAAAGAUCUUCAUAUGGAACCAGACACAGGCAAGGUUCACGGACGCCCAUCUAGAGUGAGUUUAACCCUGACCCUGUGGAGUUGUCGAAUGAUCCCACCCCCCGGGGUUGGGUUACAGGUGCUCAGCAGGCACGUUCGGCUCUGUGCAUUUAAUGGAUCCCAGGUUUUGAGUAACAUUCACACAGUCAGAGUCACUUACAUCUCCAAGAUCCCAAAGACCUGGAGCUUUUCUCCACGGAUGACUGGGAUGCUGCCCUGUCUACUAGAUGGAGACUGUUUCCUGCGUUGUGAUUCUGAAUCUCCUGAUCUUGGAAUUCUGUUUGAAUUGGGUGUGACCUACAUAAGAAAUUCCACAGGGGAGAGAGGAGACCUCAGCUGUGGCUGGGCUUUCCUUAAAUUAUUUGAUGAAAGUGGAGCCCCCAUUGCUCUACGGACACAAGAGCUCACUAUCCAUGGUGGCACACGAUUUGAAAAAGACACUGAUAUGGAUACUACAUCUACCAAAAAAGGAUAUCCUACUGGUGUGUUUCAGCAGGUUUUGCUGUCCAGGAGGAUCACUAAACUUGUUGUUAAGCACAAAUCAGUAAACACACGCAGCAGAGAGCUUCUGAAUCUUUUGCCAGACACUGUAGUAGGAAGAUUGUCCACAUUACAUCUCCUGGCAACAUACAGGCAAAUACUUGCUGAUGCUCUUUUAUUGGACAGAAUCACCAUGUAUAAUGCAGAUCUGAUCUGCAGCUCGGUUCUAGCCUCCUUCCCUGAUUUUCUAGAUCAGGCAGACCUGAUGGAUGCAUUUAGGAAAUCAUGGACCGAAUCAGAGAAUAACCUGAGAAGAUCUGAAAAGAGGGAUAUUAACGUGUUAAAGCAGAUGUUUGUAAGCGUUUUUAUGGGCAGCGUGUAUCUAUUGUUAUACUCUGUGGAGAUGCCUGCUCCCUGCUGGGCAGAUGAGGAAGUGGAAUCUCAACGUGCUCGUUUUAUCUACAGCCCUUCCCAAAAAACCUCAGUGCAAACUCUGCUGUCCUCUCAAUGUUCACAUCAAGCCUUUGACAUGGCACAGGUCACCUAUGACCUCAUCAACAGUGCCCAGCUCUGAGUCUAGAGACUGACUAAUCACAUGGUCCUUCAAAAGUGUCCAAAUAGCAAAAUGUUUGAUUGUAUUUUUUAGUCUUUUUAAAAUGUGUAUUUAGAUAUUAAACAUAUAAAUAAAACUGUGUAAACUCUCAUACCCAGCCCAGAAAGCGUAUUCACAGCUAUGUUUAUGGGGAAAUCGUGCCAUACUAUACUUACAGUAUUUGUGCGUGUGAUUGUUUUCCUUUUCCAUAUAUUUGUAAAGCAUCCCAUGACCGCCCGUCCCUUAAAUAAUGGUCUAUUUUUAAGCACCACACCUCCUAAAUACAACUCCUCCCUCUUUCUUUCUCAUUUUUUUCUCACACAAACGCAUAACUACAUGGUUUAAGUACACACCUCUUUGUCUUUAACACAAGCCUCUUAUUUGAACAUAUUCCACUCCUUUAAAACAAGUCGUACACUUAAAAACCUGUUCCCAUUCUUUCGUGUCUGACACACCGCCUCGCCCAGCCAUCCUGAGGUGUGGUGUCAGAUGCUUAUAAAGAUGGAGAUAUGAAUCAGCAUUAAUUGUUCUGAAGAAAAACCUACCAUAUAUCUCUUAUGGAAAGAGGUGUGAUAACAUGCCAACUGAAUGUUUAAUCUUCUUACACUGUAUUAUAUACUGUAAGUUAUCUAAAGAAUCAGAUAUGCUGCUGAAAAAUGCUACAUUAGCAACUUUUAGUUACUCCUUGAGACCAUCUGUAUUGUUUUGUUGUGUUGGCAUGCUUCUGAUAUGAAGACUAGAAAAACUUAAGUAACUUAAUUAUGCUGACUUAUAAGAUUUUUAUUUAUUUUUUUGGUCAAAUUCUAAAGCUGCAUCACAUUGUUUUGUGAAGAAGGCAAUCUGAGAAAGCACUGCAACGAGCUCUGAAAAAAAAAACACAUUAAAGAUGGCAGAUGGGGCCAUCAUCUUGAAGAGAAAUGUGUGAUAUUUGUUCAGUACUGCCAAGUAUUGAUAAAAAAUGGUUCAGUGUAAUUAAAACUUGAGUAUUUUAC
Sinocyclocheilus grahami is the source of this 2904-nucleotide messenger RNA. RefSeq names its product nephrocystin-1-like. Lineage: Eukaryota; Metazoa; Chordata; Actinopteri; Cypriniformes; Cyprinidae. Gene Ontology annotation, cellular component: cytoplasm; cilium. The record is from RefSeq and is a predicted model, not a curated record. Gene Ontology annotation, biological process: protein localization involved in establishment of planar polarity. Bases 680 to 1894 code for a protein of 404 amino acids. The transcript is spliced from 15 exons.